Molecule: messenger RNA, 550 nt
Organism: Chaetomium strumarium
Lineage: Eukaryota; Fungi; Ascomycota; Sordariomycetes; Sordariales; Chaetomiaceae
Product: Tim10/DDP family zinc finger-domain-containing protein
Exons: 2
Coding region: 146-412 (88 amino acids)
Source: RefSeq, a predicted model, not a curated record
CACUAGCCUCAUCAGUCCCCAUUGCAUGCGCCACAGCUUGUAACUUUUGCCCAGUCCCCCAGCAACAAACAGCAACCUCACGGAAAGCAACGGGAUACUAGUACGCCCCGACGUCCUACCGAACCCACCAGACUCAACUACAACCAUGGACUCGGACUCGGUAAAGAAGGCGAUCAUGCGCCAGGCGGUGCAGGCUACCAACAUGUCCAACGCGCGGAUCCUGAUCGAGAACAUCAACAAGACAUGCUUCGAUUGCUGCGUUCCGAAACCCGGGAGCUCGUUGCCAGGUGGUGAGCAGACGUGUCUGACACAGUGUAUGGACAAGUACAUGAAGGCCUGGAACGAGGUGAACUCGGCAUAUAUCCGGAGGGUGCAGCAGGAGCUCGGCAACCAGACCAUCACGAACGCAUAGUGGCGCCAGAGAGGAUGGAUAAUCUAUAUACCGUGUGCGAUUUCGAUAGUGGCUUGGGCUGGGCGUGGAAAGCUCUGAUUGUACUUGUACGAUAGGGAUAGACUGGGCCUGGCGCACUGUGCAGGGUUGUAUCAUAUC